AUGAACAACGAACAACAACAACAGCAACUCAACCACCAGCGAUCAUCAUCAUCCAUCCAACAUCGACCGAACAAUAAUAACAUCAUCAGAUCACUGCUCACCAAAUCACCCAUCAAAGCACAAUCCACUACCAACACUACUACUAGCACUAAUAUCACUCUCAGUCUAUCAUCAACACCGCAGAACAUUCCUCAAGAGCCACCAGCAACAGCAAGAUCCAUUCAAAAGAAGACACACCCUGAAGAACAAGCAACUCAACCCAGAAAAUAUCACAUUCUCACUAAUGCAGGCAAGCCAGUCUGGUCAACAGAGAAGGAGGACGAGGAUCGACCGGAUGGUGACCUGACCAGUCAGAUGGGUUUAAUCCAAGCCGUCAUCUCCAUCUUCGAGGCAGACGACCACGACCAACUCAGAUAUAUCGAUGCCGGGCAAACUAAGAUCGCAGUCAUGUCGAGACCUCCCUUGUAUUUCUUGGCCGUCUCUAACUGGGGUGAACCUGAAUCAACCCUUCGAAUGCAUCUAGAAUAUUUAAACCUAUUAAUCCAAUCGAUUCUCUCGACGACCCAACUGCAGAAGAUCUUUGAGCAACGGCCGAAUUACGAUCUAAGAGGAGGAUUGAGUGGCACGGAGUCGAUCUUCAACGGCCUAGUAGAUCGACUCCAAUGGGAUCUCAGUAUCAUGAUGGCCAGCUUGACAGUCUACAGAUGUCCCCCUCAGAUUCGCGAUCGGAUCAGUAAACUGAUCACCCCGCUCAAUCACUCUAAUCUGCUCGAGCCUCAAAACGAUUCGUUUGCUCGGAAACUCUUGUACUCUAUCGUCAUCUCGAACGCUCAAGUCGUCAGCGUAGUUCUGACCCAAAAACCAUAG
Messenger RNA from Puccinia graminis f. sp. tritici CRL 75-36-700-3, 867 nucleotides. RefSeq lists its product as uncharacterized. Gene Ontology annotation, cellular component: fungal-type vacuole membrane; Mon1-Ccz1 complex. The record is from RefSeq and is a predicted model, not a curated record. Lineage: Eukaryota; Fungi; Basidiomycota; Pucciniomycetes; Pucciniales; Pucciniaceae. The transcript is spliced from 3 exons. Gene Ontology annotation, biological process: protein targeting to vacuole; vesicle-mediated transport. The coding region runs from base 1 to 867 and encodes 288 amino acids.